This is a messenger RNA of Gongylonema pulchrum, 576 nucleotides long. The record is from the annotation of a GenBank genome assembly. Lineage: Eukaryota; Metazoa; Nematoda; Chromadorea; Rhabditida; Gongylonematidae.
CUGGUGAAAACAUUCUCGCAGACAUCAUGCCACACCGGAAUUCACAGCACAAGCGUACCUGGUAUUACGGCACUCGAUGUUCAGGAUUCGUUGGUGCUGACCGGGGGUGCAGACCGUGCUGUUGUCUUAUUCAAUAGCGACACUGAAACAGUGCUAUCGACUUUCAAGGGACACCAGAAGAAGAUAUCGGCAGUUAUCCUGCAUCCGGGCAAAGAAACUUGCCUAUCAGCAUCCGCAGAUGGACAGGUUCGAGUUUGGUCGGUGAAGGACGAGUCGUGUCGUCAUGUCAUUGAAACUCACGAAAACGCUGUCACGGAUAUAUCGCUACAUGCAACCGGCGAUUACGUUCUCUCCGUUUCCAGCGAUUCGUCCUGGGCACUUUCGGAUGUUCAUUCUGGAAAAACACUUUGCAGAGUAUCGUCGGAUGAUAAGAAUAAGGUAGCGAUUUGCUGCGGACAGUUCCAUCCGGAUGGUCUGAUUUUUGGCACCGGAACAGCUGAUUCCAUCGUGAAAAUUUGGGAUUUGAAAGAGCAAACCAAUGUUGCCAAUUUCCCUGGCCAUCAAGGUUUUCGUUAA